AUGAAUUCCUUAAAAGCAUUAACAGUGAUUUUCAUGCUUUUUUUUUCUUUUGUAACAUUUUCAUCGGGAGAUUUGAUAGAAGAUGUUUGUCGAACGUCUAGUGAUUUUAAAGUUUGUAUCAAUGCUCUUAGAGCGGAUCCUAAGAGCUCUUCUGCUGAUAAAAAAGGUUUAGUACGUAUUCUACUUCAACAAUGUUUAACAAAGGCAAAAAAUAUUUACAAUGAAGUUGCAAAUCUACUAGAGCAAGCAAAAGAACAUGUUCUCAUACAAUGCCUUCAAAUUUGUAAGGAAAAUUAUGAUAGUGCAAUAGAUGUUGCUACAACAGCAAUUAAAGAUUUCGAUGCAAAUGACUUUUUUGGGGCAAAGAUUACUGUUUCUGCUGUUGUAAGUUGUGCAGAUACUUGUGAAGAAUCAUUUACUGAACCACCUAUUAGGACAUCCCCAACAAAAUCAAAAAGUGAAGAUUUGAUGAAUUUUGUUGGUUUAACCUUGAGUUUGGUAAAGCAAUUCAGCAAUUAA
Solanum stenotomum is the source of this 519-nucleotide messenger RNA. Its product is annotated as cell wall / vacuolar inhibitor of fructosidase 2-like. The record is from RefSeq and is a predicted model, not a curated record. Bases 1 to 519 code for a protein of 172 amino acids. The transcript has a single exon. Lineage: Eukaryota; Viridiplantae; Streptophyta; Magnoliopsida; Solanales; Solanaceae. Gene Ontology annotation, molecular function: enzyme inhibitor activity.